Lontra canadensis (Northern American river otter) is the source of this 1933-nucleotide messenger RNA. RefSeq names its product ATP binding cassette subfamily D member 4 (gene ABCD4). The transcript is spliced from 19 exons. Gene Ontology annotation, biological process: fatty acid beta-oxidation; peroxisome organization; long-chain fatty acid import into peroxisome. The record is from RefSeq and is a predicted model, not a curated record. Gene Ontology annotation, molecular function: ATP binding; ATP hydrolysis activity; long-chain fatty acid transmembrane transporter activity. The coding region runs from base 7 to 1827 and encodes 606 amino acids. Gene Ontology annotation, cellular component: peroxisomal membrane. NCBI's taxonomy places the organism in Eukaryota, Metazoa, Chordata, Mammalia, Carnivora, Mustelidae.
UGCCCUAUGGCGGUCCCGGGGACGGCGGCCAGGGCUGGCGCCAGGCCCAGGUUAGAUCUGCAGUUUCUCCAGCGGUUCCUACAAAUACAGAAGGUUUUGUUUCCCUCCUGGUCAUCACAGAAUGCCUUGAUGUUCCUGACCCUGUUGUGCGUCACCCUACUGAAACAAUUGGUGAUCUACCAGGUCGGCUUGAUCCCCAGUCAGUACUAUGGGGUCCUGGGAAACAAAGACUUGAAUGGGUUUAAGAGCCUGACAUUCCUGGCUGUGGUGCUCAUCGUUCUCAACUCCAUGCUGAAGAGCUUUGACCAGUUCACCUGCAACCUGCUGUACGUGAGCUGGAGGAAGGACCUCACCGAGCACCUUCACCGCUUCUACUUCCGAGGCCGCGUGUACUACACCCUCAAUGUGCUGCGGGACGACAUCGAUAACCCGGACCAGCGCAUCAGCCAGGACGUGGAACGGUUCUGCCGGCAGCUCAGCAGCAUGGCCAGCAAGCUCAUCAUCUCCCCCUUCACCCUCAUCUACUACACCUACCAGUGCUUCCAAAGCACGGGCUGGCUCGGGCCUGUGAGCAUCUUCGGGUAUUUCAUCCUGGGAACCCUGGUGAACAAAAUGUUGAUGGGGCCCAUCGUGGCACAGCUGGUGCAGCAGGAGAAGCUGGAGGGGGAUUUUAGGUUCAAGCACAUGCAGAUCCGGGUGAAUGCUGAGCCUGCUGCUUUUUUCAGGGCUGGGCAUGUGGAGCACAUGAGGACAGACCGCAGGCUGCAGAGACUCCUUCAGACCCAGCGGGAGCUGAUGUCCAAGGAGCUCUGGCUGUACAUCGGCGUCAACACCUUCGACUAUCUGGGCAGCAUCCUGAGUUACGUUGUGAUUGCCAUCCCUAUUUUCAGUGGUGUCUACGGAGACCUGAGCCCCACAGAGCUCAGCACUCUGGUCAGCAAGAACGCCUUCGUGUGCAUUUACCUCAUCAGCUGCUUCAGUGGCCUCAUCGACCUCUCCAGCACGCUCUCUGAUGUGGCUGGUUACACACACAGGAUUGGGGAGCUUCAGGAGACCCUGCUGGACAUGUCCCUGAGGUCGCGGGCCGGCGAGAUCCCGGACGAGAGCGAGUGGGACACGGACAGGGCUCCAGAGUGGCCAGUUGCAGAGCCAGCGGACACAGCUUUUCUCCUUGAGCGGGUCUCCAUCUGCGCCCCGGCCUCUAACAAGCCCUUAAUUAAGGAUCUGAGCCUGAAGAUCUCCGAGGGGCAGAGCCUGCUCAUCACGGGCAACACGGGCACGGGCAAGACCUCCUUGCUCCGGGUUCUGGGCGGCCUCUGGGCAAGCACACGGGGCUCGGUGCAGAUGCUGACGGACUUCGGACCCCAUGGGGUGCUGUUCCUGCCACAAAAGCCAUUCUUCACUGAUGGGACCCUUCGGGAGCAGGUGAUCUACCCGCUGAAGGAAAUCUACCCAGACUCAGGUUCUACUGAUGAUGAGCGGAUCCUGAGGUUCUUGGGGUUGGCAGGCCUGUCCAGUCUGGUGACAAGGACAGAGGGUCUGGACCAGCAGGUCGAUUGGAACUGGUACGACGUUCUGUCCCCGGGAGAGAUGCAGAGGCUCUCCUUUGCCCGGCUCUUCUACCUACAGCCCAAGUAUGCAGUGCUUGAUGAAGCCACCAGUGCCCUGACCGAGGAGGUGGAGGGCGAGCUCUACCGCAUCGGCCAGCAGCUGGGCAUGACGUUCAUCAGUGUGGGGCAUCGACGUAGCCUCGAGAAGUUUCACUCCUUGGUCCUGAAACUCUGUGGAGAAGGAAGAUGGGAACUGACCAGAAUCAAGGCGGAGUGAAGCCAAGGAUGUGGCUGGCCAUGGGAAGAAGUGCCCAGCGCGGGGCCGAUGGGCAUUCUCCCAGAGAGACUGGGGGGCUUGCGGGGCAGGGGAGACCCCUGGCUCA